AUGCGUCGCGCAAAGAGACCAAAGCGCAACACGGGUCCCUGGUCCUCGCAGCGCAUCUUGAACUCUUCAUCACCAAUCACCACCACAGACAUUCACGGAUUCCUCGUGGCGGCUAUUUCGAACUGGACAGCCGAACCCGACAGUUACACUGAGGUGGAAAAGCGCUCCAUCAUCGACACGCUCCCGCCCCGAUAUCGGAAGUACGAACUCGACGCCGAGGGUCGCUUGAAAUGCCCGCUCUCGGUGGAAUUUGUGCUCGACGACCCUUACGUCAAGGCCGCCGUGAACAAAUUCAAGCGGGACGUGAGUGAGGGAUACUACGAAAAGAGCUGGCAGAGCCAAGCCAGGAAAGCCAUGCAGGAGAGACGAGAUGGCAAAUUUGACUCGUAUUUGCAGCAGCACACGGAGGAGACGUUUGGAGACUCGGGGUUGAAUAGCCAAGAUGAAACCGCUGACGACCAUGUCGAAGCCGCAGCGGACUCGAGCGAUGGGGACUGGGUGGGUGGGCCAGAUGGGCCAAGUGGACGUGGAAGAGGCUCUAAGAAAGGCAGGAAUUCACCACAGCCUCGACCGCUACAACAAAGACAAAAAGUCCCGGCUGGAGGCGUGGCGAGUUGA
Messenger RNA from Fonsecaea nubica, 618 nucleotides. RefSeq lists its product as hypothetical. The transcript has a single exon. Bases 1 to 618 code for a protein of 205 amino acids. NCBI's taxonomy places the organism in Eukaryota, Fungi, Ascomycota, Eurotiomycetes, Chaetothyriales, Herpotrichiellaceae. The record is from RefSeq and is a predicted model, not a curated record.